Messenger RNA from Episyrphus balteatus (marmalade hoverfly), 5845 nucleotides. RefSeq names its product receptor-type guanylate cyclase Gyc76C-like. The record is from RefSeq and is a predicted model, not a curated record. Gene Ontology annotation, molecular function: ATP binding; peptide receptor activity; protein kinase activity. The transcript is spliced from 17 exons. Gene Ontology annotation, biological process: intracellular signal transduction; receptor guanylyl cyclase signaling pathway; cGMP biosynthetic process. NCBI's taxonomy places the organism in Eukaryota, Metazoa, Arthropoda, Insecta, Diptera, Syrphidae. Bases 1079 to 5413 code for a protein of 1444 amino acids.
UCUUCGAUUCAGUUGUAUUGUGUGUGCCGUUCGUAUCAGGUUAAUCCACGGAUUUGUGCAAGAGUGUUGUAUAUUUUCCAUUUCUUUAUAAUAUUGGUUUUUGAUAAGAGUUCAUCAUCAUCAUCACAUUUUUAUACUUACUUUGUUUAUCGUACUUUUCCCCGAUUCCGAUAAUCGUAUGGACAUUAUUUAUUUUUGAAAUUCCACAAAAAAACGAAUUUCUUCGUUCAAAAACCAAUUUAACGAAAAUUCGCUUCGUGAAAGUUAUGAUUUUUUGAAAUCACAAAAAAAUAAAAAUUUCGUCGGUGCCGUUCACGGUGCAGUAAAAAAAAAAGAAUAGUGAUUUGCAUAAAGGAAGUGCAAACGACAAAUCAAAAUCAUUAUUGUGUCUACUAAUUAUUGUGAUUUUGAGAUCUCUCAUUUUUUUAUGAUUAUGCUGUCGAUUUAAGAGAUUUCAAAAACUUGAAAUUUUUUCGAAUUUACGAUUUUUACAAGAUCGAAAAAAGUGCAUUGAUAAAAAAUAAUUUUUUUCGUCCGAAAUUUCUUUUUCUGAUAUUUUUUUUUUGUGAUUUUGUGAAUUUUCUUUUUUAAUUUUUCAUCAAAAGAAAAAAAAAAGGUUUAUCUGUAUUUUUUUAAUACUUGCAUGCACUUAGUGAGUGUGUGUGUUUGUGAUCUUUUUCUCUCUCUCUCUCGCUCUCUUUGUUUCUCUCUCGGAUCGAAGAUCGCUUUGUUGGAAAAUAAAUUUUUGCUCGAUCAACGAUCACAUCGUGUUCGUUUCUCGUUUUUGCUGUCGUUGUCUCCUUUCGUCGUCGGUGUUCACACGGUGAUUGGAUUUUUUUUGAUCUCGCGGAUCGGUGUGGUUCUCUCUGCUCUCAGAUCUCAUUUUGUUGCAGUCAUUUUCUCUCUGGAGCUGCUACUAGCUGAAGCUGAUAAACAGAUUCAUAUCAUAUGGAUAAAUGUAAAUCACAAUCUGGCACAAGUUUUUGCAUCUGAAUUGAAGUUUCAUUCACGCUGAUUUUCAAGAGGAAAAAAUUCCAGCCAAUAGGUGUCGCGCUGAUCGGCCCCGGCCUAAGGGGCCAUGACGCGUUGGCCCUUUAAUCUACUCCUAUUGCUCUCGGUGGCAAUUGUCCCGGGUGUCAUAACAGUGCCAGGUCAUUAUAACAAAACAAUAUUAAAUGUUGGCUAUUUGACAGCAAUUACUGGUGAAUUAAAAGACAAACAAGGUCUAGCAAUAUCUGGUGCAUUAACAAUGGCUUUAGAUGAGGUAAAUAAUGAUGAUUAUUUAUUGCCAAAUGUAACACUUGCUUUGCGCUGGAAUGACACUCGGGGCGAUACUGUAGCUGCUACUCGGGCUAUAACCGAAAUGAUUUGCGAUGGUAUUGCAACUUUUUUUGGCCCAGAAGGUCCAUGUCAUGUGGAGGCGAUAGUUUCGCAAAGUCGAAACAUUCCAAUGAUUUCUUAUAAAUGUGCAGAAAACAAAGCAUCAUCUAUUCCAACAUUUGCCAGAACGGAACCACCAGACACGCAAGUAACAAAAUCAGUGAUAUCAUUACUACGCUACUACGGAUGGAAAAAAUUCUCCAUUAUUCACGACGAACGAUGGACUGCUGUAGCUGACAAUCUAAAAGAACAAGCUCUGCGUAAAAACAUGACCAUCAACCAUAAUGAAAAAGUUAUUGAUAAUCACAAAUGUUGUGAGAAUUUUUUGGCAUGCUGUCGCAGUGGUUAUUGGUAUCAGGUCAUACAAAACACAAUGAAUCGCACAAGGAUAUAUGUAUUCUUGGGCACAGCUUAUGCCCUGGUUGACAUGAUGGCAUCCAUGGAAACGGUACAGCUUUUCUCCAAAGGAGAAUACAUGGUCAUCUUUGUCGACAUGAUGACAUAUUCGCCAAAGGAAGCAGAAAAAUACUUGUUAAAGCCUGAUGUUGUUGAAAAGAUGACUUCAUGUGAUGAAACCGAUAGUUUCAUGAAGCGAGCUCGUUCGCUGUUGAUUGUUGUGUCGACUCCGCCUACGGAAAAUUACGAGAAUUUCACGGCUAAAGUUCGCGAUUAUAAUACGAAGGAACCGUUUAACUUCUCCUUACCCAAAUUGUUUCACAAUAAUAAUUUCUUUAAGUUUGUAUCAAUAUAUGCCGCCUACCUCUAUGAUUCGGUAAGACUCUAUGCUUGGGCACUGGAUAAAUUGUUGAACGAGGAAGAGAGACCUUUAACGGAUGACGUGAUAUAUGAUGUAGCUAGUAAUGGUACUAAAAUUAUAGAAACCAUUAUAAGAAAUCGUACUUAUAAAAGUAUAACUGGUGCAACAAUAAAAAUCGACCGCAAUGGAGAUUCUGAGGGUAAUUUCUCCGUGCUGGCUUACAAGCCAUUCAAAUAUAGCUUUCGUGAUAAUCUCACUUGUAAUUAUCACAUGGUACCUGUUGCAUAUUUUCAACAAGGAGAAGAUUUUCCAGAAUACAAACUUAUCAAUGGAUCUGUUCGAGUUGAUUGGCCAACUGGUGGCGACCGACCAUUUGACGAGCCAAUGUGUGGCUUUAUGAAUGAAUUGUGCAAAAAGGAUGACCGUCAUAUAACAUCGGUGGUGGUGGCAGGUGUCCUUGCAUUGAUACUAUUUUGUGUUAGUGUCAUAACAAUGAGCAUCUAUCGCAAGUGGAAAAUCGAACUUGAAAUCGAAGGAUUGCUGUGGAAAAUUGACUCAUCCGAGAUAAAAGGAUAUUUUGGAAAUGAUAUUGUAUCAUCGCCAAGCAAGUUAAGUUUAGUGAGUGCGGCAUCAUUUGGAUCACGUUGCUCAAAUCAAGUAUUCACCGCAACAGCACGAUUUCGUGGUGUUGUUGUUCGCAUUAAGGAAUUAAAAUUCCCUAAGAAAAAGGAUAUAUCCAGAGAAAUAAUGAAGGAAAUGCGUUUGUUGCGAGAAUUACGCCAUGAUAAUAUAAAUAGCUUUAUUGGAGCUUGUGUAGAGCCAAUGAGAAUUUUACUAGUCACUGAUUAUUGUGCCAAGGGCAGUUUGUAUGAUAUAAUCGAAAAUGAAGACAUUAAGUUAGAUGAUUUAUUUAUUGCAUCAUUAAUACAUGAUUUAAUUAAGGGAAUGAUUUAUAUUCAUUCUUCCUCGCUGGUAUUUCACGGAAAUCUCAAAUCAUCAAAUUGUGUUGUCACAUCAAGAUGGAUGCUUCAGGUUACCGAUUUUGGUUUGCAUGAUUUACGGCAUUGUGCUGAAAGUGAAUCAAUUGGUGAACAUCAACAUUAUAGAAAUCAAUUUUGGAAAUCACCUGAACUAUUGCGAAAUUCAAAUGUUUAUGGAACACCAAAGGGAGAUGUUUAUGCAUUUGCAAUUAUAAUGUAUGAAAUUGUUAGUCGUAAGGGCCCAUUUGGACAGACGACGUAUGAACCAAAGGAAAUUGUCGAUUUAGUCAAAAAGAAACCGGUCAAUGGCACCGAACCAUUCCGCCCGGAAAUAGAUUGUAUUAUAGAAGCCGAAUUAUGUCCGGAUUAUGUUUUAAGUUGUAUUAAAGAUUGUUGGAAUGAAGAUCCAGAUCUAAGACCGGAUUUUCCAACGAUAAGAACACGCCUGAAAAAAAUGCGUGGCGGAAGGCAUAAAAACAUCAUGGAUCAAAUGAUGGAAAUGAUGGAGAAAUAUGCCAAUAAUUUAGAAGAAAUUGUCACAGAACGUACGCGUUUGUUGUGUGAAGAGAAGAAGAAAACUGAAGAUCUCCUACAUCGAAUGUUGCCACAAUCGGUGGCAGAAAAACUUACAAUGGGCUUAGGAGUUGAGCCAGUGUCAUAUGAUUUGGUAACUAUCUACUUUAGCGAUAUUGUUGGUUUUACGUCAAUGUCUGCAGAGAGCACUCCGCUGCAAGUUGUAAAUUUCCUCAAUGAUCUGUACACGGUCUUCGAUCGAAUAAUUAAAGGUUAUGAUGUGUAUAAAGUGGAGACAAUAGGUGAUGCUUAUAUGGUGGUUUCUGGCUUACCAAUAAAAAACGGCGACCGACAUGUUGGAGAAAUUGCCUCCAUGUCUCUCGAAUUGUUACAUGCAGUCAAACAACACCGCAUCGCACAUCGACCCAACGAAACGCUUAAACUACGAAUUGGCAUGCACACCGGUCCAGUUGUUGCCGGUGUUGUCGGCCUAACAAUGCCAAGAUAUUGCCUUUUCGGUGAUACCGUCAAUACUGCAUCACGAAUGGAGUCAAAUGGUGAGGCUUUAAAAAUUCACAUAUCAGCUAAAUGUAAAGAAGCCUUGGACACACUGGGCGGUUAUAUUACCGAAAAACGUGGUCUAGUCUCGAUGAAAGGCAAAGGUGAUGUUAUAACUUAUUGGCUAGUUGGAGCGAAUGAGUUAGCUAUACAAAAGAAACAUGUCGAUAUGACUGAUUUACCGCCACCAUUAUUCCGCCGUCCAAGAAGAAGUCCGAAGCUAAAUAGUGACUCACGUCAGCCUAGUAUAACGGGUAUGCAUUAUUAUGGGGCGGGAAGUCGACGGCAAUCGAGUGUACCGCGUGCCGAUGGCGGCGAAAGUAUGUACAGUUUGCAAGGCUCCACAUAUCACAUGCGGGACUCACCGCGCUUGCCAAUAAGACGACUUGAACGGUCAUCUACUGUUAAUUACAAUGGUAGUAGUGGGGGGUACGGAGGCGUUUGUGGUAGUAAUUGCAACAGUCGGGGUGGCAGCAACUCAGGAUUCCGCGUGGAGACAACGUCACACAGUACACUAGACCAUUCCGAAAUUGAAACAAUCUGUGAUAGUAUCGGCAAAAGUAGCAGUAAAAAACCACUCGCCAUGGUUAGACCGCAACGCAUAAUUAGCACAAAACAAUCGGCCUCAACUCAGGACAUCUAUCCUAUCGAUAGUGCUGAUAGUUUGUUGAGAGAGUCACGAUCUCUUGAUCGAAUGCAACCAAGUAACUUGACGAAAAAUAACUCGCGUUCGUUGGACACUGGGGUGUCAUUGAUAAGUGGCAAUCCAAAUGGUGGGGCAGCGGAUGAUGAGCUCAAGUUGCUCGAUAUCGAUAACGGCCAUUUGAUUAUCGGUGCGUCUAGAAUAUUUCCCUACAAACACCUCAAUAAUAAUUGCAAUGGUUCUAUAAGCAUUGUGGACGACGCUCAGAGUCCUUUGUUGCAGCGACAGGCGUCACUGACCUGUGCUCCAGAUGAAAUAGUUCUUCGUUCGAAAAGAUGGCGUUCUUUGGAAGCUAUCGAAAAUACUAGCACGAGUAUCGAUAAUUCUGUUCUAGGUCAAAAUAGUAAGAAAUCGGUGAAUCGAGGAUCGAUAGCGUCGUGGUUUAUGAAUUUUUUGCAAGGCAAUGGAAUUCGUUCGAGUGAUGCAUCGCUGAGGAGGGUUGGCAUAGUUCAGACAACGGUAAGAGGUGUUCCCGGUUUUGGAGAAAUUCCAUCACCUCCAGAUCGAGAAAGUAUUGUUUAAUUUUUUUUAUAAAAAAUCAAAAAAACUUGUGAGUGUUUGUUUAUAAUUUUGUAAGAAAAAAAAUAUUUUUAUAACAAAAAACAAAACAAAAAUAUAACGAUUCUUGACGGUGAAGUGCAAAAGAGUGCCUAAGGAAUAUAUUUAUAAAAAUUAAAAAUAAUUAUUAAAAAAAAAAAAUAAAAAAUUCCUUUAGUCUAGUCACAUAAUAUUUUCAGACUAGUUUUUGUUUUUUUUUUUUCUCAGAAUAAGAAUUAUAUAAAAAUGUAUAAUGUAAAAUGUAUGUAUGUAUUUUUUUUUUUAAUUUCUUAAAAUACAACGAAUCAAAAGAAAAAAAAUGUUUAAAAUAAAAAAACAUUUUUUUUUGUUAUCAAAGAAUAAUUAUUAUCAAAUCGAAAUUUAUAAGACUUCACCACCAAAAUAAAUUCACGAAUC